Messenger RNA from Hymenoscyphus albidus, 297 nucleotides. Lineage: Eukaryota; Fungi; Ascomycota; Leotiomycetes; Helotiales; Helotiaceae. The record is from the annotation of a GenBank genome assembly.
AUGACUCCAUUGACUAUAAUGCUCUACCUAUACUUCUACAUGGUGGACUUGGUUGCUGGUUGCUGGGUGCUGGGUGCUGGGUGCUGGGUGCUGGUGGUAUGCUGGUGGUUGGUCUCUGGCUCGCCUCUUCUUCGCUUCGCAUCGAAACUGUGCAACUGCAACCGCAUUCCUGGUACUGGGACUGGGACUGGGACGAGUACUGAUAAGAAGAGUAAUGGCACUGGUAAGAAGAGGAAUAGCACUGGUAAGAAGAGUAAUGGCACUAGCAAGAAGAGUGCUGGUACUGGUACCGUCUAG